This is a messenger RNA of Lactuca saligna, 2187 nucleotides long. The record is from the annotation of a GenBank genome assembly. NCBI's taxonomy places the organism in Eukaryota, Viridiplantae, Streptophyta, Magnoliopsida, Asterales, Asteraceae.
GGAUAUAAAGCAUAAAGUAUAAACUUAUUAAAAACUUAAUUUUAUUGAUAGAUAUAUAGUUUAAAAAAAACUUAAUAAGUAUUGAGUGAGUACCUACCAUGGAAAAGAGAACGCCGUUAAAUCAUAUUCUGUGUAUAUAAAAAGCAAAUUUACCUCGUUUUCAUAAAAUCAACACACCACACCAUCAUCUGUGUGUGCAAGCUUCCGAUACCGGAAUAUUGUUUCCGGCCACUAUAGUAUUCUCACCGACUCGACGGAUCUUAUUGACCUAGUUGAAACCUAGGGGUGAAGGAGCUGAUCCUAGUAUAAUUUAUUUGUGAACAACAUGCCAACGGCGUCGUAUUGGUGUUAUCGAUGCACACGCUUUGUCAGAGUAGCGGAAGAGGACACGGUUGUGUGUCCUCACUGCGAGGGAGGAUUCAUUGAAGUUGUGGAGCCCAACGCGCCGCCGCGGCGACGUCUACCAGCCGCUGCGAUGUACAUGCUUCGCAACAGCGAUCGGUCAGAUCUGAGGCUCCGGCGUCGUGGUCGACGUAACAACGGAGACUGGUCUCCUUUCAAUCCGGUCGUCGUUCUUCGCAGUGUCGCUGACGUUUCGGCUAGCGGUGUGGACGAGAAUUCCGGAGGGGGAGAGAGAGGUUUUGAGUUGUAUUAUGACGAUGGGGCAGGUGCCGGCCUACAACCGUUGCCGGCGAUGAUGUCGGAGUUUCUGAUGGGGUCAGGAUUUGACCGAUUGCUUGAACAGUUAUCACAGAUCGAUAUAAACGGAUUAAGUCGUUCAGAACAGCCGCCGGCGUCAAAAGCUGCGGUGGAAUCGAUGCCAACGAUCGAGGUAUCGAGUUUACACGUCAGCACCGAAUCGAACUGCGCUAUUUGUAUAGAAGCGUUUGCUCUGGGUGCCGCAGCUCGUGAGAUGCCUUGUAAGCACAUUUACCACCCCGAUUGCAUCCUCCCAUGGCUCUCUAUGCGAAACUCCUGUCCCGUCUGCCGCCACGAACUGCCAACAGAUACAACGGAGUCAAUAGAACGAUCGGAGCCAAUCGAGGAAGAAUCAGCGGCAGUUGGAUUGACGAUAUGGAGAUUACCUGGUGGGGGAUUUGCAGUUGGCAGGUUCACCGGCAGCAGAAGAACCGGCAGUGGCGAGAGAGAGCUUCCGGUUGUGUACACCGAAGCUGACGGUGGGUUUAGUGACAAUUCCGGCUCACCAAGGAGGAUUAUGUGGGAAUCUAGAAGGUAUAGGGCGAGAGGACAGGGUGGAAUGGGUAACGUUUUCCGCAACAUGUUUUCGUUUUUUGGAAGAUUGAGAUCGUCUUCAAAUUCUUCCGACGCUAAUGGAGCAUCAAUGAACAGAAGUCGUAGUCUUUCAAGUUCAAUUUUCGGCAGAAUGACAAGGAGGAGAAGUAGAACUUGGAUAUUGGAGGAACAAAAUGGCUAAAGAAACUUUACACCAUAUAAAGCUGAAUUUUGUCAACAAUUCCUGCUUCAUGAUAUCAAGAAGACGAGAACAAGGUAUGAGUUUUACUUUAUAAAAUAGAAUAUAAAGCAUUCGAAAAUGGUUAUUUAAAGGUUAGUAUAUGGAUAACUUUUACUGAAAUAUCUAUAUGAAGUAUCUAUAAAGCUUGAAAAAACAAAAAAAAGAUCGAACUAAAUAGAAUCCAAUGACAAUUGGUUUUGACAAAAGAAAGUUGAUGGCAUUAAUUCUGUGGGCAAACUUUAUGCUUUGUGGAAUUGUGGAAUUGUGGAUUGUAAAUACAUGUGGAGAAAGCUACUUUGGUUAAAAAAAAAAAAAACAAAAGAAGAAAAGAAAAGAAAAGAAAACCUGUUACAAGUGACUUUAAUAUAUAACUUUAGCUUUUGUUUCUGGUAUUUGGUAUGGUAUUUGGUAUAGCGGAAUAUUGGGUUUCUGUUUAGAUUCUUGCAGAAAAAAGCUCUCAAAACUUUUUGUGGACCAUGUGUUGUUGUUCAGUGGGAAUAGAAAGUGUAUUAUUCACAUGUGCAAUAAUCUUUUUUGAUAUAUUGCGUUUUCAAAAAUCAUAAUAAUAGUAGUAUAUAAUGUUUGAGAAAUCUAGAUAUGUCACUACUUGUGUAGUUGUAUACAAACAAAGUUAGUGUAAGAAUUUGACAAGGGAAUAUGACAAGGGUUGGUGAAUGGUGAUUUUUUGGGAUAUAAAUUUUUUUAACUUCUUA